AUGUCAGGCAGACGUGUGGCCUCACCGACUGCAACCGCCCUCACUAAGCGAUCUGGAACUACCGGAAACAAACGACUCGCUAAGAUGACAGCACAAUGGGCUAAAAGGACAGUGUUACGGUUUACGCCCAUCAGCCUUCUCAUCGCUUCAUUAGCAAUGGCUCUAGCAAUCGCUCUCUCCAUAGGUCUCACUUAUCACUUCGUGCGAAAUGCUUAUGACACCUCACACAAUGGAAAGGAUCACCCUGGAGGUCAUGACAAUUCUCCUUCUGCAGAAGAACUACGUCUUCCGAAAAGCGUAAUACCGUUGCUAUACGACUUGAGCAUCAAAACGUAUCUGCCCAAUUACGUGGAUUUUCCGCCAGAGAAGAAUCUCACCUUUGAUGGACAAGUGGAAAUCUCCAUGGUGGUGAUGGAACCAACCAGAAGUAUUGUGCUGAAUGCGAAGAAUAUCACUGUGAUACCAGAGAAAUGCGAG
Messenger RNA from Ostertagia ostertagi, 477 nucleotides. The record is from the annotation of a GenBank genome assembly. NCBI's taxonomy places the organism in Eukaryota, Metazoa, Nematoda, Chromadorea, Rhabditida, Trichostrongylidae.